Molecule: messenger RNA, 1729 nt
Organism: Elephantulus edwardii (Cape elephant shrew)
Lineage: Eukaryota; Metazoa; Chordata; Mammalia; Macroscelidea; Macroscelididae
Gene: FZD7
Product: frizzled class receptor 7
Exons: 1
Coding region: 5-1729 (574 amino acids)
Biological process (GO): non-canonical Wnt signaling pathway; canonical Wnt signaling pathway
Cellular component (GO): plasma membrane
Molecular function (GO): Wnt-protein binding; Wnt receptor activity
Source: RefSeq, a predicted model, not a curated record
GGCGAUGCGGGGCGCCGGCGCGGCCGCGUCGCGCUUGCCCCUGGGCCUCGGCGCCUUGGUGCUGGCGCUUCUGGGCGCGCUGCCCGCGGGCGCCGGGGCGCAGCCGUACCAUGGCGAGAAGGGCAUCUCGGUGCCCGACCACGGCUUCUGCCAGCCCAUCUCAAUCCCGCUGUGCACGGACAUCGCCUACAACCAGACGAUCCUGCCCAACCUGCUGGGCCACACGAACCAGGAGGACGCGGGCCUCGAGGUGCACCAGUUCUACCCACUGGUGAAGGUGCAGUGCUCGCCCGAGCUGCGCUUCUUCCUGUGCUCCAUGUACGCGCCCGUGUGCACUGUGCUGGAGCAGGCCAUCCCGCCGUGCCGGUCCCUGUGUGAGCGCGCCCGCCAGGGCUGCGAGGCGCUCAUGAAUAAGUUCGGCUUCCAGUGGCCCGAGCGGCUGCGCUGCGAGAACUUCCCGGUGCACGGCGCCGGCGAGAUCUGCGUGGGCCAGAACACCUCGGACGGCUCCGGGGGCCCGGCCGGCGGCCCCACGGCCUAUCCCACCGCGCCCUACCUGCCCGACCUGCCCUUCACUGCGCUGUCCCCGGGGGCCGCAGACGGCCGCGGCCGCUCCUCCUUCCCCUUCUCGUGCCCUCGCCAGCUCAAGGUGCCCCCCUACUUGGGCUACCGCUUCCUGGGCGAGCGCGACUGCGGCGCCCCGUGCGAACCGGGCCGCGCCAACGGCCUCAUGUACUUUAAGGAGGAGGAGCGGCGCUUCGCCCGCCUCUGGGUGGGCGUCUGGUCGGUGCUGUGCUGCGCCUCGACGCUCUUCACCGUGCUCACCUACCUGGUGGACAUGCGGCGCUUCAGCUACCCCGAGCGGCCCAUCAUCUUCCUGUCGGGCUGCUACUUCAUGGUGGCCUUGGCGCACGUGGCCGGCUUUCUGCUGGAGGACCGCGCCGUCUGCGUGGAGCGCUUCUCGGACGACGGCUACCGCACGGUGGCGCAGGGCACCAAGAAGGAAGGCUGCACCAUCCUCUUCAUGGUCCUCUACUUCUUCGGCAUGGCCAGCUCCAUCUGGUGGGUCAUCCUGUCGCUCACCUGGUUCCUGGCGGCUGGCAUGAAGUGGGGCCACGAGGCCAUCGAGGCCAACUCGCAGUACUUCCACCUGGCCGCCUGGGCCGUGCCCGCCGUCAAGACCAUCACCAUCCUGGCCAUGGGCCAGGUGGACGGGGACCUGCUCAGCGGCGUGUGCUACGUGGGCCUGUCAAGCGUGGACGCUCUGCGGGGCUUCGUGCUGGCGCCCCUGUUUGUCUACCUCUUCAUCGGCACGUCCUUCCUGCUGGCGGGCUUCGUGUCUCUCUUUCGCAUCCGCACCAUCAUGAAGCACGACGGCACCAAGACGGAGAAGCUGGAGAAGCUGAUGGUGCGCAUCGGCGUCUUCAGCGUGCUUUACACGGUGCCUGCCACCAUCGUGCUGGCGUGCUACUUCUACGAGCAGGCCUUCCGCGAGCACUGGGAGCGCACCUGGCUGCUGCAGACGUGCAAGAGCUACGCCGUGCCCUGCCCUCCCGGCCACUUUCCGCCCAUGAGCCCCGACUUCACCGUCUUCAUGAUCAAGUACCUGAUGACCAUGAUCGUGGGCAUCACCACCGGCUUCUGGAUCUGGUCGGGCAAGACCCUGCAGUCGUGGCGCCGCUUCUACCACAGACUUAGUCACAGCAGCAAGGGAGAGACUGCGGUAUGA